Molecule: messenger RNA, 3342 nt
Organism: Bactrocera tryoni
Lineage: Eukaryota; Metazoa; Arthropoda; Insecta; Diptera; Tephritidae
Gene: Teh2
Product: protein tipE
Exons: 5
Coding region: 1139-2023 (294 amino acids)
Biological process (GO): regulation of sodium ion transport
Molecular function (GO): sodium channel regulator activity
Source: RefSeq, a predicted model, not a curated record
AAAGCAAAUAUGCUGUAUUUUAAAUUAAUAUUUAUGCACACGAAAGAAUUAAGAACAACAACAACAACUAACGGGACAUAAAGGUCUUGUAAAACUUAUUCAUUCAGACAAUAUUAGAUUUACAAAAGAACAAAGACAAAAAGAAAGCAAAAACUUACAAAAAUAAAUUCAAAGAUUUGUAAGAACUCAAUUCAAUGUUGUAAACGCAAGCAAAACGCAAAAAAAAAACAAAAACAAAGCAAGAACAUUAUUCCACUUAAGUUUAGUAUAUAUGAAAAGUAUUUACAAUUGUUCACCACAACUACAACUACAAUGCAAAGCAAAUAUUUAUAUGUUAUUCCAUUUGAAUUAACUGUAUCUUAGUUAAAGAUCUAUAUUGAAGCGCUUUUUGCACUAAUUUCGUACAAACGGGCACUCAACACACAAAUAUUUUACAACAGUUACUCACUGACACACACACUUAUACACCCAUACACACAUUUCUACACCAGCAACUCACUUGUUAUGGAAAGUCAAACGGUUUGGAGGGAUGCGUGAUCAAGCAAAUAUUCCAGCAAAUUUUGGUACAAACAAAAACAAAAUAUAUGAAAAAUUAACAAAAAUUAACAAUAACAUACAAAGAGACGACAAAAUAAACAAACAAACAAACGAACGUGAAACGAAAAGUAGCAAAGGUAUAGAUAAAACAGAAACAAAAUAAUAAAGAACACAACUAACAGACUUGGACCGGAAAUAGUAAAACAAGACAAAUAGGCAUGAAAUAAGAAAUUAGAUAAAUUACCGUUCAAAUUAGUAUGAAGAGUAUUUAGUGAAUAUCGAAUAUUAAAUAAAUUAACUUAAAAAUAGAACAGAAACAAGUAUCAAGUAACAUAGAAUUAAAGUAAAAACACCGACGUGUUACGAAAAAACCUUAAACCUGGACAAACUGCAAAGCAACUCUGUUAAUAGUACACACAAAUAAAUAACUGAACCUAUAAAUAGCGAUCGUUAGUAGCGCACGAACAAUCGAACCCACAAACACACACACACACACUACAAACGACUAAUAGCUGUAGUCAAGACACAAACCGUGUAACGUACCACAGACACACACUAAAAGCAGUCGUUGUGUGAAGAGAAACGAGUAUAGCGCAGCAAGAUGAAGAAAAGUUCAACCGCUACGACAACAAUGUCGCUACCGACCAGUCCGACAAUUUCGGCGCACACCAUUACCGGCAGUAAGCUAAGUUUAAGCAGCACAAAGACAGCGACUUCGGGGCGUUCGAGUCGCUCGAGUCGCUCGAGCAUGCAAUCGCCACAGAAGAAGAAAAGCGAUCUCGAAUUGGAGUCGAUAUUAGAGAAGGCGAAAUUUUACACAUCGUUGUGCCUUGGAACCACUGCAAUUCUGUCGGUUUUUGCCUUCCUCUUUUUAAUACCAUUCGUCGUGGACCCAGCAAUCUCGACGAUAAUUGCCGAUUAUGACCCCGUACCAGUUACAUGUAUUGUCAUUGAUCAUGUCUACGCGGAAGGCAUAAGAAAUUGUUCGUGGAGUUCAUGCCGCGAGGGCUGCACGUCAUCACUCACCAAGUGCCAUCAGUUGUACGUCAACUACACACGCAUUCCAUUUAUCGAAUGGGAAAAGAAUCCACAUGAACUGGAUAAGGUGCAAUGGGACGUCAGUUAUACGAAAUUUCUCAUCAAUUCGGAAGGUUGCGGUUAUCCACCCACAACGAAUUGCAGUGUCUUUGCGCGCCAAUAUGGCUACUCGCACAUUGGCGAACCGUUUCCCUGUUAUUACAGUCGUGCCUACCCAGAAGUGGUGAUCGGUCGCUACUCGUGGGAGAACAACUUGUAUCAUCUCGUGCUGUCGCUUAUCAUACCGAAUGUUCUAUUCGCCAUUUCGAUUGGUGUGCUCAGCUAUUGGUACUGCCCCUGUUGCGACAAAGCAUGCAACAAAUCAUCACGGGUCUAUGCGGAGAAGUUUCCCUCGAAGGAAGAAAAACUUCUGUGUCAAAGUGACGACGAAGAUGAUAUGGAAUACUAGUGAACUAGCGAGUCUAGUGAAAGGCUAGAUAUACUCGUAGCAUUAGAAAAGCUGCUUACACAACAACAACAGCAAGAAAUCGUACACGUACUCGUAUUCGUAUUCGUAGAAGGAGUACAAUGUAGAAAAUCGAUAGCCACAUUUUGUAUUCGUACACAACAGUUACAAAUAAAUAAUAAUAUUUACCUACAGCGCUCAUACACAUAGUACUUAUAUAUACACACAUGCAUACAUACAUAUAUGUAGCUAGUUAAAUAUGACGAUGUGUAUGUACCUAUACAUGCAUAUUUAGGACUCAUUAUAGCUAAACGCAUUCGUAUGUGUAUUACAGCCAUGUGCAUACAUACAUAAAGCAAUAUGUAUAUUAGGGUGUUCAGGUUGUUUUUUUGACACUUGAGGUUUCAGUGUUUGCGCUAGAAAUAGCAUUAAAAUGUAAACAAGCUCUUUUUAGUUUCAUUUCAUAUUUAUUUUCUUACGUAUAUAACAUGGUAAAUGAUUUUUUAAUAUUUUCCCCUAAACAAGUAAAUCUGCAAGCCUUAAAAAGUGAUAUUCUCAUACAAAAUUUUCUGAGCCACUAAAAGGUCUCAAUGACUUUUUCCAUAAAAACACUCAUUUAAAAGUUAUACGCCGUCAAAGUUAUGCAUCAAAUGUAUAGAGCGCUCAUAGUGCGUUCCCCCGACAGUCGGUUCUAAGUAACCGAAUUUUUAUCCAGCCAAGGACUGUCAACUUGGAACCAUUCCUCGAAAUUACUUCAAGAAUGCUUUCUGCCGCCACAACAACAACAACAAGCGCUCAUAGUUCUGAUUUAUGCACUCUGUGUUUUUCAUACGACAUGGUGUACAUUGGAUGAUUUGAUGCAGACCUUUAAUUGCAUAGAACUUUUGAAGGAAUAUUUACAAAACUAUCAACUUGAAAAAUAACAGACACCCUAAUGCAUAUGUAUGUAUGUAUGCAUGUUCGUCUACGCAUUUGUAUACAUAACAGUAUUCGCAAUUUGCAAAGUAAAUAAUAAAAAAAUUGACAAUUCGUACUGUUCUCCUCCGCCCCCAUAGCGCUAAACACAAGAGCAAAGCAAUAGUCUGCCGCAAAUUCAAUAGUAUUUACAUAAGUAUGUAUGUAUUAUGCUUAUUGCAAGCUCCAGAGCAGUAUUCGUGCGAUUUAUUUGUUAAAGCUUUUAUUAUUAUUUUCGAAUUUGCAAUUGCACUUGAAGUAAAACUUGAUAUGCAAAUGCUAAAGCACGAUAUGUAAAAUAGAAAAAAAAAAAAAUUUAUAUAAAAAGUUAUAAUAUAAAAUAUUGUAGGGCUUGUUUUGCAUUUAUA